AUGAUCGAAUUGUCCGACCUUGCUAAACGCUUCGAGUGGCACACUAUCAAGACGCAAUGUUGGGACUCUGCACUGGUUCCAGGUCGCUCACUUUAUGGCUUUGGAGUACCCCUAGAGGUGACUAAUUUUCCUAUGCUUCAGCGAUCUCAUGAUGAGCUCUGCAAGCUCGCUGCAGUAAAGGCGCGCCGCAUGCUACAAAAAUUCGUUUCCACUCAACGAGACCAGCUGGAAGAAAGUCUAGCCUCACCAAAGCGUAUCAAGGCAAGGGAGAUUCAAUCGUUGUGUUUUAAACAUUGCAAAUUCAUCAUUUUAAGAAAUUAA
This is a messenger RNA of Protopolystoma xenopodis, 321 nucleotides long. The record is from the annotation of a GenBank genome assembly. Lineage: Eukaryota; Metazoa; Platyhelminthes; Monogenea; Polystomatidea; Polystomatidae.